AAAAAUUACACAAAAUAUAGAUUAAUGUCUUCCGAUCUUAGACCAAUUGUCUCGUUUGAAGUGGUGCCUGAACAUUGUAUUCGAAAUGAUCAACUUGAGCUGAUUUUGGGCACCCCGAUAAACCAGGUUAUUAAUGGAAUCCAAAACGUCUACAGAACAAUUAAAAAUGUCGAAUUAACUUAUUGUACAAAGGAACCUUUUGGACGUGAUAUAACAAUUACUCUUCAAAAUAAUGGUAUUCGAAUGUAUUUUGAUUCGCACAGUCAAGUAUUAAGAAUGAUUGAAUUAUUCGACUUUUCACAUGUUACUCUACACUAUUGUCAUAAUGUAUUUUCAUCCCCGGAGGAGCCUGCAGAUGUUGGAAAAGUUGAAAAAUGUUUUGGGGCGACAGUUCCUGGAGGCGUCUCGUUCUGUUUCCCAGCCAAAGAAAGCUCUUCAGUUCAAGCUAGUUAUGCUCACGGUCUAAGUUCGCUCAGUUUUGCAAGUUCAGCACUUCCACAACUCGAAAGAAUGACUUUAUUUAACGGAAUAUCUCCUGCUAAAAUGAAAAUUAUUUUGGUAGAAAAUUUAAAUUCGGAAGAUGGACGUUUAAUUGGACUUAAAAUUAGAUUUAAAAUUGAAGAAGUGACUGAUCAUUCGGUAGAUGAACUUCAAUUGGUAGAAAUUGAAAGACCAAUAUUUUUUAACGAUACACAAGAGGCUGUAAUGACUAAAUUGGGUGCUCCUUCAAAAAUUUAUUACAAAUCUGAAGAAAAAAUGUUAAUACAACGAAGUACUACAGGCUCGGAAAGAUUAAAUGAUGGAGAAGAUGACAAGGCCGAUUUCUUUUUUAAUUACUUCUCGUUGGGAAUGGAUUUACUUUUUGACAUUGAAACUCGCCGAUUAGUCAAAUUUGUUUUACAUACAAACGUCCCAGGCCAUUUUGAUUUUGGUAUUUAUGAUAGAUGUGAAUUUUUAUUAAAAGCUGAAACAAAAUCGAUGGAAGAAUUAAAUAUUGGGACAGAAUCGAAACUUGAAUCUUUCCGUUCACUUUUUGAUCACCAAACCAAUUCAAAUAUUACAUCAGGCAAUAAUGAUUCAUUCAGUGGUCCUGUAGUACUAAACAAAAGUUCGUCUGAAGGGGAAAAUCCUUUUGGAUCGUCAUUUUGUUAUGGAACUGAUCAAAUGAUUUUUGAAGUUUUGGAUAAUGGGCACAUUGCUAGUGUUGUGCUUUUUGACCCUUUAUUAGGGCCUUGA
Messenger RNA from Meloidogyne enterolobii, 1236 nucleotides. The record is from the annotation of a GenBank genome assembly. NCBI's taxonomy places the organism in Eukaryota, Metazoa, Nematoda, Chromadorea, Rhabditida, Meloidogynidae.